Exophiala spinifera is the source of this 1590-nucleotide messenger RNA. RefSeq lists its product as uncharacterized. The transcript has 2 exons. Gene Ontology annotation, molecular function: carbohydrate:proton symporter activity. Bases 1 to 1590 code for a protein of 529 amino acids. Gene Ontology annotation, biological process: transmembrane transport; carbohydrate transport. Gene Ontology annotation, cellular component: membrane. Lineage: Eukaryota; Fungi; Ascomycota; Eurotiomycetes; Chaetothyriales; Herpotrichiellaceae. The record is from RefSeq and is a predicted model, not a curated record.
AUGGGGAAAGACUACUUCGAGGUCGCCGGUCGCAAAUUCCCGGCGGUGACCUGGUACAGAGAUCCAGCUCUGCGAAGGACCUACAUCAUUCUCAUGUUCGUGGUCUUGACCAGCGCCACAAACGGUUACGAUGGCUCCAUGAUGAACGGUCUCCAGACCCUGCAGCCCUGGAAAGACCAUUUCGGCAACCCUUCCAAGGGUAGACUAGGUAUAUUGAAUGCUAUCAUGGCCGCUGGCUCCAUUUCCGCCAUUCCGUUUGUCCCCUACGCGGCCGAUAUCCUUGGCCGCCGCAUGGGUAUCCUCGUGGGGUGUAUCAUCAUGCUGGUGGGCGUCGUCCUGCAGUCGAUCGGCUCCAACUAUGAUAUGUUCCUGGGUGCUCGGUUCUUGAUCGGUUUCGGAGUUGCCAUUGCUCACGGAGCGUCCCCCUUGCUCAUUACCGAGCUGGUCCACCCCCAACACCGUGCCAUCUUCACCACAAUCUACAACACGACCUGGUACGCCGGUUCCAUCGUUGCCGCCUGGCUUACCUACGGCACCGAUCAUAUCAACAACAACUGGGCGUGGCGUGUCCCCACCAUCGUGCAAGCCGCGCCCAGUCUGAUCCAGGUCUGCUUUAUCUGGUUCGUCCCGGAGUCCCCCAGAUGGUACAUUGCCCACGGCAAGGAGGAGAAAGGUCUUGCCAUUCUCGGAAACGUCCAUGCCAACGGCAACAUCCACGACGAAAUGGUCCAGGUCGAAUUCGUCGAGAUCCGCGACACCAUCAGACUCGAGAAGGAACUCGAAUCCAAUGGCUGGAUCGAGCUCAUCAAGACCAAGGGUAACCGACGCCGGCUCAUCAUUCUUCUGAGUGCCGGUCUGUUCUCCCAGUGGUCCGGCAACGGCCUUGUCUCGUACUACAUCACCAAGGUCCUCGACCAGAUUGGCUACACCGACACCUUGACGCAGAACUUGAUCAACGGUGUCCUCCAGAUCUUCAACCUGUUCAUCGCCGUGCUGUCAUGCUUCUACGUCGACAAGAUCGGCCGUCGUAAGCUCUUCAUCUUCUCCACCACCGGCAUGCUCAUCACGUUCAUCUGCUGGACCAUCUGCUCGGCCCGGUUCGCCAUCACCGGCGCCAAGGCCGCCGCCAACGCCGUGGUCGGCUUCAUCUACAUCUACUACUUCUUCUACAACUGGGCCUGGUCCGGCAUGUUGGUCGGAUACACGGUUGAGAUCCUCCCGUACAACCUCCGCGCCAAGGGCAUGACGGUCAUGUUCCUCAUGGUCGACGCCGCCCUCUUCUUCAACCAGUACGUCAACCCCAUCGCCCUCGGCAACAUCGGCUGGAAGUACUACAUUGUCUACUGCGUCUGGCUCGCCGUGGAGCUCGCCGUGGUCUACUUCUUCUACGUCGAGACGAGAAACACCCCUCUGGAGGAAAUCGCCAAGCACUUCGACGGAGACGAUGCCAUCCUGGCCGGUGGUGCUGCUACCCACAAGGGUCUUGCCUUGGCCACAGAGAUGGGUCUGGAAGCUACCGUCAUGCAUGCUACAGAUGAGAAGAGAGGCGGCGCUGAAGUCGAGCACGUCGCGUCCCGCGGUUCCGCAUAG